Molecule: messenger RNA, 2150 nt
Organism: Branchiostoma belcheri (Belcher's lancelet)
Lineage: Eukaryota; Metazoa; Chordata; Leptocardii; Amphioxiformes; Branchiostomatidae
Product: cholesterol side-chain cleavage enzyme, mitochondrial-like
Exons: 10
Coding region: 12-1568 (518 amino acids)
Molecular function (GO): monooxygenase activity; oxidoreductase activity, acting on paired donors, with incorporation or reduction of molecular oxygen; iron ion binding
Source: RefSeq, a predicted model, not a curated record
AGUACACAAAAAUGACAUUUCGGCUGGCCAAGUGUUUGUCGUCGCCAGGUUCUACUCUACUCUACUCUAGACACUCUAGCCUCGGUCUCCGCGCUUCUCGGUGGAAGUCUACGGUGUCAGGCCAGGUGGAACACGGCGAGGAGAAGGAAGGAGCCACGGCAAAGCCUUUCGAGGCUAUCCCCGGCCCAAAAGGCCUGCCGUUUGUGGGGACAGCUCUACAUGCGGCGUUGGGAGGCUGGAUGGACAAGUUACACAUACAUAGUCAGAACCGUUGGCGCCAGUAUGGUUCCAUCUUCAAGGAGACUAUUGGUCCUCAGACGUGGGUUACUAUCGCAGACCCUGAUGAUGUGGCAGCUGUGCUCCGAGCAGAAGGUCGCUACCCUCGGAGAUAUGCCUUCGAAAGCUUCAUUAUGGCCAGGGAGAUCAUGGACAAGAAGUUGGGUGUCUUCCUCGAGAAUGAUGAGACAUGGCAGCACUACAGGACUUUACUGAACAAGAAGCUGCUGCGUCCUCAGCAGGCGGCAGUCUUCACCCCCCUGAUGGACGAAGCCGCCUGUAACUUGGUGUCGUACCUACGGAGGAAGAGGGACCAGGGGGGGAGGGUGACGGACUUUCAGGGACAUCUUUUCCGCUGGUCCAUGGAAUCUGGCAGCACAGCCAUGUUUAACCAACACCUUGGGCUACUGAGUGAGAAUCCCCCACAGCUAGCCAAGGAUUUCAUCUCUUCUAUAAUCAAAAUUCUGGACACAACCAAUGCUAUGAUGACUUUUCCUCCCAAAGUCCACAAAGCCCUGAACACCAAGGCCUGGAGAGACCAUCUUGAAGGAUGGCAAACCUGCUUUGAAAUCACCAAGCAACUCAUUCAAGAGAUCAUGGAGAGAGAGAUGGAGAGAAAGGAAGAAGAAGAAGAAAUGCCCGACCUUGUCUCCUAUCUCCUGUCAGUCAAACUCAGCCCAGAGGAGGUUCUGGCAAACAUUGUUGAUGUGCUAGGUGCAGCUGUUGAUACAACAUCCAAUACCAUGUGCUUCACCUUGCACACCUUGGCAAGACACCCUAACAUCCAGGAGAAACUGCAUGAUGAGGUGGUAAGGUUUGCUCCUGAUCAUCAGGCGCCCGUUACACAGGAGCAGGUCCACAAGAUGCCUUACCUUAGGGGGGUCAUCAAGGAGGUGCUUCGGUUAUACCCAGUGACCUACAUCAACAGUCGAGUCCUGAACCAUGAUGCUGUGGUGUGUGGAUACAAGAUUCCUGCUGGAAAAACUAUAAUCAUCUGUCCAUAUGUGAUGGGGAGGGAUCCUAAGAACUUUGACAACCCGGAAGAGUUUCACCCUGAGAGAUGGUACAGAGAGAACAGCAAAAACCUGAAAGCCUUCGCCUGGCUCCCCUUUGGCUUUGGGCCAAGAAGCUGUGUCGGCCGUCGAAUUGCAGAAACGGAGAUGCACCUGGCUCUCAUAAGGAUUUGCCAGAAUUUCAAGCUGGAGCAGGAGAAACCAGAAGAACUUGUCGGCAAAGUCAGAGCUUUGCUGGUCCCCGAAAAGUCUGUCGACCUGAAACUCAUUGACCGCUAGACUAGAAAAUGUAUAAAGUUUUACACAUGUACAGCUAGAAAAUAUAUAAGGUUUUACUCUGCCAGAAAAUUUAUUAACCACAUUGAGUGUUGAUUGGUGUAUAUAUUGGUUGGUUGAUUGAUAGAUUGAUUGAUUAGCUUUAGGGAAAGACCCUGUUCAACUUGUUGGGGUCUUUCUACAACCAGCUACCUUUUACUAAGUGUAACUCAGCAGAAUGGUCUCAAAAUCGCAUAUAAUGUUUAUUGUGUGCCCAUUGUUGUCGAUGAUGACCAAAACGUCGCAUUAGGUACAAUGUGUCUGGUUGUGUCCCACGAGUCUGAUAUGGAUGUUAGAAACAAAUGUAGGAAAAAAAGGGAAUGAUGUAAAAGAAAACAUAACUAGUUUUGUGUAUGUAAAGAUGAUUGGGUUUAGUCGACGUCUGUAAAUGAUAUUUAUAUAAUAUACAUUCAGCCUUGAAGAUAAAAGCCGUGUGCUUUGUGAGAUUGGACGUCAUGUUGCAGUUCUGACAGUGAUUGACAGAAGUCGCUUCUGGUCCAUGCGUAUCGUGGCACUAACCAUUUCUCGAUGCUUGUUGGUAGCAAG